Magallana angulata is the source of this 2967-nucleotide messenger RNA. Its product is annotated as G-protein coupled receptor 157-like. Gene Ontology annotation, molecular function: G protein-coupled receptor activity. The transcript is spliced from 3 exons. The record is from RefSeq and is a predicted model, not a curated record. The coding region runs from base 24 to 1067 and encodes 347 amino acids. Gene Ontology annotation, biological process: cell surface receptor signaling pathway; adenylate cyclase-activating G protein-coupled receptor signaling pathway. Gene Ontology annotation, cellular component: plasma membrane. NCBI's taxonomy places the organism in Eukaryota, Metazoa, Mollusca, Bivalvia, Ostreida, Ostreidae.
GUUAACAUAUCUCACUUAUAAACAUGUGGAACAAUAGCAGCUUUCCUGCCGACAUUGAUUCAGCUGUAGCAAUAAGCCUCCCUGAUUCUGUUGUCAUUCUUACUACCAUCAGCAGUGUCUUGUCUGUUUUUGGAGCCAUCACCAUUUUCUUGUCUUACCUCAUUGUUCGUGAAGCUCAGAAUUCUACUAGAUUGCUGCUGGUUCACGUCACAGUUGCGGACCUAUUCACUUGUGUUGGUACCUUCGGAGGGUCCAUAAGGUACUUCUUACGAAAUGAAGACGAUUACAUAAUUAAAGAGAAGACUUUGGCAAUCAACUGUACUGGGACCGACAACGUGUGUCUUGUACAGAGCUUUGUCAACACGUUCUCUGCUAUGGCGUCUUUCUUCUUGACCGCAAUCAUAAUGCUUCAUAUUUUAAUGACGCUGCACAAAAUGGAAGACUGGACGAACUGUUGGAAAAUAGUUGCUUUUAAUAUCAUUUCCUGGGGAAUACCACUGGCAUUAACAAUGGCCGCCGCAGCGGAGGGAGCUUUAGGGGAGGAUUUCUCAAUAAGUACAGGCCCGUGGUGCUGGAUCAAAGGCUGCCUGUCUCCAACCACAGUGAUCAUGUGGAUGUCCGUGACGGGAAAGUUCUGGGAAGUUCUCACUUAUCUAGUAUCGAUGCUCUUUUACCUGGGUUCCAAAUAUCUAAUAUGGCGAAGAACAAGAACACAGACGUAUUCUUUUGGAGAAAACAGCGAUUACAACCUCCGUGACGAGGACCAACUCUAUACCAUGAUCUUUUUGGUUCUUGUUCCUCUCCGAAUCUUUGGAACCAUUCGAUUUUUUAUCGCUGUCCACAAAAGUAUGUCAAACGACAAUUUGGUUGUUUUUAACCAUAUUGACCAUGUUUUGCUGUAUUUCCAAAGCGUUGGUGACAGCGGCCAAGCCUUCUGUAAUGCCAUUUUGUUUUGUUUAAAAGACCGUGUAGUACGUAGAGGCUUGUUAGAAAGACUGAGGCGUUUUUGUGGAAGACCAACACAUGGCGAGUCAGAAAGACUUUUAUCAAAUAAUUACGUCAGUUAGUGUUAUCACGCUUUUAAAAAAAGUCAUUAUAAUUGUUUAUAGGGAAAUAUUAAUGAUAAAAAAGGAAUAUGUUUUUAAAAUGUAGUAUAAACCUAUGCAUAGCUGUUUUAUAUAAAGAAUAUAUUCAAUUGCAAAACAAUUUAUACGAAUAUAAAAUGGGUACAUGUAAGAAGAGUUCACGCUUAUAAACCGCGUCCCGGUUGUUUAAAUUAAUGAUUAAACUGCACAAAACUCAAACGUAACGUCAGGCGGAUGUAUACGGUUUUGACGUUAGUCUUACUGUGACUUAGGCAACACUCUUUAUACGAUAUUAUUAUAGAAUAUUUUUUUUCAGCCAAUCAGAAAGCGCGUUACAACAAGAAUUAAAUUAUCCGGUAAUAUUUCACCCGAGCGCCAGUCAGCUGCAGGCGACUAUAAGGAACAUGUAAGUUUGAGCUGUGGUGUGUUAAUGCUGAGUACAUGUUUCUAUUGUGAGAAAUAAAACGAAGCCUGAACGCAUAUGAUAAUGUGUUUGUCGAAACACAUUUUAAAGCAUUACUGUACAUUCCUGUUAUCCAAAAGAAUUUUUUAAAGAAAAUGAUUUACUGUGUUAAUGCAUCAAUACCGAAACCUCCACACAAUAAUACGAUACUUAAAAAUCUGGAUAUUGUUUUCUUUCUAAUGUUUUAUAAUAUAUCUUCAUUUGUCAUUUAUAUCAAUUUUGCAGAAUACGACAUUUUUACGUUUAUUUUAUUGCUUUUUAACAUGCUAUUUUGCAUUAAUUUGUUAUAUAAUUCCUCAUUAUUCAACUAUUUAAACAUGUAUACAUGGUUGUAAUAACACUCAAAUGAACAUAAACCUAAUGUUUGGACUGUGUACUUAAGCUUCCACUUUGUGUGUACACUUCAAAUUUUCUACGGAAGAUCAAACAAGAAAUGCACUUGAAACUUAUCAUUUAAACAUUUUCUGACGGUAAUGUUCUCUCCUACAACAAAGGCUUAUCUUUUCUCGCUUGCUCUCUCUUUAUUAAGAAAACUUAAAUGUAUAUUUUGUUAUUAUUUUAUGUUUGAAAAUACUUCAGAAGAAUCUGAGUUCGAAAUAUUUUAUUUUUACAUUUGUACAGCAGUAAUAUAUAAAUAAAAAUUAAUGUUUUUUUUAUUUGACAGUUUUGUAUGUUGACAAAAAUUCAUACUGAUUUAGUUAUACAUCUACGAGUAUAAUAUACAUACGAUAUUCAUAAGAGACAAAAAUAAACAAAUUAUAUAUAUUCAAAUCAACACUGUUACAUAACUGGUCUCCAGUUAAGCAUGAAGGACAGCAUCUUAUGUAAGACGUCAAGAUUUUCUGAUAAUCGAACAAUAGAGAGGCAAUGUUAGAAUACACAGACGUGAUUUUAAAAUGUUUGUCAGCAUUUUGUCUUAAGAUUUGAAAUAUUUAGCUUUUUUUUUUAACUUUUCUUAGGGAUUUGUUUAUAUUUUUUGCAUGCUUGUGUCUGUACUGUUUUUUAAGAUUUAAAAAUUAAACAUUUUUUUUCUUAGUAAGAAUUACAACCUUUUUCUUCGUUAAAUAUUUUUUUUUAUUUUGAACAUAGUUGAUAGGGAAAACGUACAUGCACUUUAUUUACCGUAUAUUUAUAAAAAAAAAAGUUAAUAUUUUGUUUCAACCAAGCGCAAUUGUGAAAAGUUAUAUUAUUAAAUAUAUAUAUUUUUUAUAGAGGACUCUCUUGAUAAAAAAAAAAUGCAACGCAUUCUAUAUUUAAGUCUAGUACAAAUUGUAACAAAAGGAGAGCUUAUUUUAUAUAUUUUAUUUCGUGGAAUUAAACAAACCGUUUAUUUCUUAAGAAUAAAAAGAUUUAGUCUAGGAAAGAAACGUUUUACAAAAAAAAACAUACAAGCUUAUCAACACACACUGGAACAAAAUU